AGGAUGGAGUGCUCUCCGAGGAGGAAGCUUCUCGUCUGUGGGCUGGCUUCGGUGCCUUUUGGGUUUCAGUCCUGUUCUUGGGAGCUAUGACAUGCCUAUACCAAUGGUGUGUCGAUGUCUGUGUUCGCGACGCCAACCUUUUCAAGGACAUUGCUGUUGCUAACGCAAAGUCAAAGGAUGGUGUUGUUUCAUCCGUCUCUCACGAACUGAGAACUCCUUUGGCCGCAUUGAUUGGAUGGACCGAACUCUUGAUGAGUGACCAGACUCUUAGCUCGAGUGCCCAGUCAACUGUGUCAAUGUUGCAUUCAUCAACACUGUCGCUACUCACAAUCUUGAAUGCGCUCCUGGAUGUGUCCAAGGUAUCUGCAGCCAAAAUGACGAAUUGCAGUCAAAAUUUCAAUCUGCACGAUCUCGUGCUCGAUACCGCUAGGAUGAUGACCGGUCUCUCCGGUACUCGCACUGUAGAAUUACUGGUCGACUUUAGUGCUCAAGUCCCGGAAUUGGUUCGUGCUGACCCAGGAAUCAUCAAGCAAGUCCUUGGCAAUUUGAUCUCAAACGCCAUCAAGUUUACUGAUGUUGGUUAUGUCAACGUCGGAGUUUCUUUAAAGGACGAGGACGACGAUACUGUCACUGUCGAGUUUGUGGUUCAGGAUACUGGGAAAGGCAUUGCAGAGGAGCAAAAGGAUAAGCUCUUUGUUGAAUUCAGUCAGGUCGAGGGUGGCAAAUGCAAGACUCACGAGGCUGGAACUGGCCUAGGUCUGUUUUUGGUCAAGAACUUGGUCGAAGUUAUGAACGGUACUGUCUUUGUUGAUAGUAAACUUGGCGUGGGCUCUACAUUCGGAUUUGUAGUCAAGAUGGAGAAACAGUUCCUCGCUUUUAGGACACCCGGUUAUGAUCAUGUUGUCACUGUUUCGUCUGCCUUCCAGGCUGGAACCGUUCAGCUAGAUCCUGCUUCGCCCGUCCUUCCAGUUACGCCAGGCCUUGCCCGUAGCACGACACCCAUGCCCAUGAACGAUUCUGUAGCGGGUAUCAAAAUCACCCCUGUUUCAACUCCUGCUGCCACUCCCAAGGAUCAAAACCAAGCUAAAGAUUACUUCACCUUGCAGCCCUCCGAGGUCACGCGCGCAAAUGCCAACAACAUCACGCUCAGAACUCGUGACCACGCCUUCCUCUCCAACCGCCAGUACUACCUUCAUUCUCAGUGCAAUUACUUUGAGGACUUUUUGUGGAACACUGCUGCAGGCCGUUGGAAGGCACAUGGCGUUCGACGACUGUCAUAUGAAGAGUGCACCUAUGGUUGGCAAACAGACUUUGGGCUUGAUGACUCUUUGGCCCGUUUUGGAGAUGUGUUCUUGAUCGACCUGAGUCCCAGCACCAAUCAACCAAAGCUGGAGAGUGUACUCACGGACCAGGAAUAUGCGCGCCAGUUCCUGGCAAAGCUUUCACAGCUGCUGAUUAUCAGAGCUGAGGCACGUGUUGGCAUUGCUCGUCAGGCCUCCAUCAUCUUAUUUUACCCCUUUGGCCAUCCCCCAUCACUAGGUCAGGAACCUCUGCUGACGCUGGGACAGUAUUAUCAAAUCUCGCUCUGCCGUAAACCGGUCUCGGAGCGUGCCUUGGGUGCCAUUAUCAAAAGACAAGUCGUCACCAUCCAAGCCAGUGUUAAUGAGGAACCCUGUGCCACCCCAAGUCCUGCGCCUGCACCCGGUACACCAUCCAUGCCUGCCAAGGCUUUUGACUUUGAGCAUGGGCUACGUCUCGGUCGACAAGAAGGGGCCAAGAAGGCUACUUUUGCCCCAUCAUCCACUAAUGAUCCAAAGGAUGUAAAGGCAACCAAAGAUCUCAAAUCAACAUCGUCCGUAGAGUCACCUCAACCACAGGCACCCAAUCCCAAUGUCGCUCAAACCCAAGCAUCUCAUGUACGAUUUGCAAAGAGGAAUGGGUCAGUUCCCAAGCUUGCCUUGAAUGGGGAUGCCGCCCUGGCACAACCGUCAGAAUCUGGGUCGAAGCCUGUAGAGAAGGUGGGGAGGCCAAUCAAGAGCCUGUUGAAGCGCGCCUCUGCAAAUGCCAAGAGCAAGUUACGACCCGCUUUGAUGUCCUCGGAGAGUAUCCAGAGCCUCAAUGCGGAAGGUAAGCGGGUGCUGAUUGUUGAUGACAACUCCUUCAAUCGCAACCUGCUGUACCAUCAACUGACUAAGCUUGGCGUGUCUCGCGUUGACCAAGCAGGAUCCGGACAAGAAGCUGUCGACACCUUCCUUCCUGGUAUCCACGUAUUAGUUCUGAUGGAUCUGAAGAUGCCCACAAUGGGUGGCUUCCAAGCGACAACACUGAUUCGUCAGAAGGAAGCUGAGCACUGGGGUCCAACAGCUGUUAUUGCAGAGCCGUCCAAGGGUUUGCCUAUUAUGAGUACUUUGAACGAAAGUUGGAUGGAUGAUAACUGUCCUUGGUCCCCCGAGCGUUUUGCGGGCCCUCCAGAUGUUUCACAUCGACGAAGCUCUGGUGGAUCCUCCGGCGCACUCUCCUCAUCACCCAAGGCCACCAGAGAGCGAUCAAAGAAAACGGACGCAUCGCCCUCCAACAUGGACGAGCCAAACUCUACUGAAGAAAACAACAUCAAUCCUAAUCCUAAAUCAGAAACAGUUCAUCCAGCCAGCAUCGUUGCCUUGACUGCAGAUUGGACAGCAGAGAUUGGCGAAGACCGUGAAAAGGCUUUGAGCGGUGGAUUUGAUGAUGUCAUGGUGAAACCAAUUUCACUACCUUCGUUGUCAAUCCUGCUGGAACGAUACAUGGAGAACAGGGAUUGAAGUAUUUUAUUCUUCUCCACUCCAUGACUUUUAUUUUUUUAUUUUCUUUUCUUU
This is a messenger RNA of Lobosporangium transversale, 2855 nucleotides long. RefSeq lists its product as hypothetical. Lineage: Eukaryota; Fungi; Mortierellomycota; Mortierellomycetes; Mortierellales; Mortierellaceae. The transcript has 3 exons. The record is from RefSeq and is a predicted model, not a curated record. Gene Ontology annotation, biological process: phosphorelay signal transduction system; protein autophosphorylation. Gene Ontology annotation, molecular function: phosphorelay sensor kinase activity; histidine phosphotransfer kinase activity. The coding region runs from base 87 to 2801 and encodes 904 amino acids.